Molecule: messenger RNA, 765 nt
Organism: Octodon degus (degu)
Lineage: Eukaryota; Metazoa; Chordata; Mammalia; Rodentia; Octodontidae
Gene: Mb
Product: myoglobin
Exons: 3
Coding region: 61-525 (154 amino acids)
Biological process (GO): oxygen transport
Cellular component (GO): extracellular exosome
Molecular function (GO): oxygen binding; heme binding
Source: RefSeq, a predicted model, not a curated record
GGCCUCCAGCCCAACUUCCCAACACCACAGCCUGUGAGCUCACCUCUGCUCUCGGAUGCCAUGGGGCUCAGCGACGGGGAGUGGCAGCUGGUGCUGAAUGUCUGGGGCAAGGUGGAAGGGGACCUCAGCGGCCAUGGGCAAGAGGUCCUUAUCAGGCUCUUCAAGGGCCAUCCAGAGACCCUGGAGAAGUUUGACAAGUUCAAGCACCUUAAGGCCGAGGACGAGAUGCGGGCGAGUGAAGACCUGAAGAAGCACGGCACCACCGUGCUCACCGCACUGGGCGGCAUCCUGAAAAAGAAGGGGCAGCAUGCAGCCGAGCUCACACCCCUGGCCCAGUCACAUGCCACCAAGCACAAGAUCCCAGUCAAGUAUUUGGAGUUCAUCUCAGAGGCCAUUAUCCAGGUCCUGCAGAGCAAGCACCCCGGGGACUUUGGUGCUGACGCGCAGGGCGCCAUGAGCAAGGCGCUGGAGCUGUUCCGGAACGACAUCGCCGCCAAGUACAAGGAGUUGGGCUUCCAGGGCUGAGCUGCCCUGGGCUCGGGAGCCGCUUGUUUGGGGAGGUGGCAGGGAGGGGCGGACCCUGUCACCCAGCCCUCUGCCCUCUGCCCAGCUCUCCCUACCUAAGCCACUCCGCUCCUCCCACCUUCCAGCCAGUCCUGUGCCCCAAAUCCUGACCAUUCCCCACCGACCAGUGCCCUACCACCCUUGCAUGCACCAUGGCAAGUGUGGGGUGACUCAUGCUUCAAUAAAGGACUCUGCAGCUUC